This is a messenger RNA of Acanthosepion pharaonis, 792 nucleotides long. Lineage: Eukaryota; Metazoa; Mollusca; Cephalopoda; Sepiida; Sepiidae. The record is from the annotation of a GenBank genome assembly.
AUGUUCUCAUAUAAAUUUAAAUCAUAUCUCUCUAUAUAUUUAUUUAUCUCAAUCUAUCUAUCUAUCUAUCUAUCUAUCUAUCUAUCUAUCUAUUUUAUAAUAGUCUUUUAUUUUGACAUAUCAAUGACAUAUGUCAAAAUAAAUGUUUUCAAAUUUUCUCAUCCAAAUUUAAAUCAUAUCUGCCAUCUCUCUGUCAUAUUUGAACCUUUACAUCUAUCUAUCUAUCUAUCUAUCUAUCUAUCCCAGUCUGUUGAUCAAUAUAUAUCUAUCUAUCAAUCUUCUUCCUUCUUCUCAUCGUCCUCCUCUUUCUUCUUCAUCUGCUUCUCACCUUCUUCUAAUUUUCUUCUUCUUCUUUUAACCUUCUUCUUCUUCUUCUUCUUCUUCUUCUUCUUCUUCUCAUACUCCCUUUUUUCUUUGCUUUCUUUUUCUCCUCCUCCACAUCCUCUUCCUCCUCCUUCUUCCCUUCUUCUUCUCCUCCACAUCCUUCUUUUUCUUCUUCGUCUACUUCGCUUUCUUCUACUCUUUCUUUCUUUCUUUCUUUCUUCUUCUUCUUCUUCUUCUUCUUCUUCUUCUUCUUCUUCUUCUUCUUCUUCUUCUCCUCCUCCUCCUCCUCCCCUUCUUCUUAGCUUUCAUCUUCUUCUCCUUUUUCUUCCUUUCUUCUUCUUCUUCUUCUUCUUCUUCUUCUUUUUUCUUUUUCCUCCUUUUUUUUUCACCAUCUUCUUCUCCUUUUCUUUUUCUUCUCACCAUUCAAAUAUUUAUUCUCCCGAUGAUGGCCAUUUUGUCCGAAACUAG